This is a messenger RNA of Peronospora belbahrii, 732 nucleotides long. The record is from the annotation of a GenBank genome assembly. NCBI's taxonomy places the organism in Eukaryota, Oomycota, Peronosporomycetes, Peronosporales, Peronosporaceae.
AUGACGCCGCCGACGUCCACAAAUGUUGUUGUACCGCCACGCUACUUCAGCUUUAAGGACUUUUUGUCAGAGACAGAGGCCGCCACCUUUUUCAAGCUGCCGCACGCUGAUCAGGUAAUCAAAGUAGAGCAGUACCUAGCUUUCUUGGGCCAACAGCCAAAUGCAGCGCAGUUUUCGACAUCGUCCAAGGCGUCUAUCAGCUUCGCAGAGCUUCGAAAAGACUUCACGGUCAAGACAAUUGCGGACAAUAAUAAGACCCACGUGCUGGAUGUCGCAUUACUAAAGCAACUUCUUAAUGGACGAACCUGUAGCGGGUUCGGUGCCUUUGGCACAGCACCGGGGUUCUUACCACAAAAGAGAUUGAGCUUGUCUGUCGGUCACAUUAUCGAAGAAAUUGGACACACCUACAUUGUCGAGCGCAAUAAGCGCGGUAGUGUAACUCCACCGGUGCUAAACAGCCGAAGCUUCUUUUUCUACUGGUGCCACGCAGAAAAGCAGAAGCUCAUGGACAUUCGAGAAAAGCUAACAGCAAAGAAGAUUUUACCGCAAUUGAGGUGUUUGUACUGGCAACGAAUCGUGAUUAUGGUGGACCGAGUCAUGUGCGAUGAUUGUAUCCGGUUUGCUGAGUGCCUUGCACAUUUUGAGGAAGCAUUCAUCUAUAUCCAAGACCCAGACGUAACGCGCGUAUUUUCUCCUUCUAACACUCAACAAGCAUGUCGCGUUCUCAAAUAG